This is a messenger RNA of Pogona vitticeps (central bearded dragon), 3576 nucleotides long. Lineage: Eukaryota; Metazoa; Chordata; Lepidosauria; Squamata; Agamidae. The record is from RefSeq and is a predicted model, not a curated record.
CUUCUCCGGGGAUCGUCCUCCUCCUCCUCUGGGGCUCCUUCCUCCGCAGUUUGAAAAUACAGUACAACAAAGGAGAUUGGAACAAUGCUAAAUGCAGUGAAAACAGAGCAGUCAAUUCAGGACAGAGGGAAAAGGCGGUCCAUUUGCUUCCAUUCUUUUGGCUCCUAUUGGAGAUGAAAGUGGAGGUCUCGGCCAGUUCUGGAGCUGGAAAGGAGCUGAAUGACAUGGAGGGUUGGAGCAACGAGGAAUUCCCAGAAAAAACUGGACAGAACAACCUUGAUACGGUCUUCCUUAACCCAGAGGUCCAGUGCCAAGAUUUUCGGGAAUUCAGCUACCAGGAGGAUGAAGGGCCCCGAGUGGUUUGUAGCCAACUUCAUCGUCUCUGCCGUCAGUGGCUGAAGCCAGAAAAACACACCAAGGCUGAAAUCCUGGACCUGAUUGUCUUUGAACAGUUCCUGGCUGUGCUGCCACCAGCGAUGAAGAUCUGGGUCAGAGAGUGCAAACCGGAAACCACUUCGCAGGCUGUGUCGCUGGCGGAAGGUUUCCUCCUGAGCCAGAGAGUGGAUAAGGAGGAGUUAGAGGAGCUGGGUUCUUCAGAAUCUAUCCCUGGCUCCCCUCUGGCAGUGGACUCCCCUUUGUCCCUCGGGCAGAGGCCACUGCUCCCGAGGAACAGGCUGGAGGGGAUUGGAGGAGCCGUCUCCCAGGGCAUUGAAAAUAUGCAGGGAACUUCUCCCUCAUCUCUCCUUUGCGGAGGAAUGGAAGCUAUGCCUAUGCAGCCAGAACAGGGUCCUGUAACCUUUGACGAAGUUGCUGUGAAUUUCACAGAGGCGGAGUGGGCAUUGCUGGAUCAGAACCAAAGGGCUUGCCACAGGGAUGUCAUGGAGGAGACACGUGAAAAUGUGUUGUCUUUGGCCUGUGAGGGAAGACAAAGCGAGAACCAGGAAGAAUUGUGUUGGGUAGGCUUGGAAAGAAUUGUUUGUAAAGAGAGUCAUCUUCAAGGAAGGAGAAGUGAAACAAAUACACACAGUAGAAAUGAAGAUUUUGCUUUACCACUCAGAGAUUCGCAAGAUGCUCUGCUUCAGGAAAACAGAGAGAAAAGGAAGGAAACGGGUAAAUGUUCUUUGUACGGAAAUAACUGUAGUCUAAGUGCUGCUUGGACAAUCCACACGGGAGGGAGACCGUUGAAAACCCCAGAAGGUGCCAAGAGUCUUUGGGAUCAUUCACCCUUUGGAAUUCAUCAAACUUUUCAGAGCUUUGAAAGUAGAAAGAGCUUCCAGCACAGCCCAAACCUUGUUUUCCCUCAGGAAAAUGACACAGAGAAACCCUUUAAAUGUGUAGAGUGUGGAAAGAGCUUCAGUCACAGGAAGUCCCUCGCUCAUCAUCUGAGGAUCCACACUGGGGAUAAGCCAUUUAAAUGCUUCGAAUGUGGAAAGAGCUUCCACCAGAGCGGACACCUUGCCAGCCAUGUGAAAAUCCACACAGGGGAGAAACCGUUUGCAUGCUUGGAAUGUGGGAAGAGCUUCAGGCAGACCGCGCACCUCACUUCUCAUCAAAGAAGCCACAGAGAGAAAGAGAGAAAGAGUUUCCAAAACAGACCGAACCUUGUUUUCCUUCAGGGAACUGACACAGAGAAACCUUUUAAAUGUGUAGAUUGUGGAAAGAGCUUCGGUUACAGCACACACCUGGUUCGCCAUAUGAGGAUCCACACCGGGGAGAAACCUUUUACAUGUCUGGAAUGUGGGAAGAGUUUCGGCCACAGCAAAACCCUGAAAAACCACAUGAGAAUCCACACAGGGGAGAAACCGUUUGCAUGCUUGGAAUGUGGGAAGAGCUUCAGGCAGACCGCGCACCUCACUUCUCAUCAAAGAAGCCACAGAGAGAAAGAGAGAAAGAGCUUCCAAAACAGACCGAACCUUGUUUUCCUUCAGGGAACUGACACAGAGAAACCUUUUAAAUGUGUAGAUUGUGGAAAGAGCUUCGGUUACAGAACACACCUGGUUCGCCAUAUGAGGAUCCACACCGGGGAGAAACCUUUUACAUGUCUGGAAUGUGGGAAGAGUUUCGGCCACAGUUACAGCACACAACUGAUUCGCCAUAUGAGGAUCCACACCGGGGAGAAACCUUUUACAUGUCUGGAAUGUGGGAAGAGUUUCGGCCACAGGAAAACCCUGAAAAACCACAUGAGAAUCCACACAGGGGAGAAACCGUUUGCGUGCUUGGAAUGUGGGAAGAGCUUCAGGCAGAGCGCGCCCCUCACUUCUCAUCAAAGAAGCCACAGAGAGAGAGAAAGAAAAGUUCAAGUGCUUGGAGGGUCACGAGACCUUCAAGAAGGGAAGGCAUCUGAUUUCCCAUCGAAACAUUCACCCCCGUGAGAACUUGUCAGGUCUGCGUCCAGGUAUUGCAUCAGGGAAAGAUUGAAUUCUGUUUCCUAUAGAAACAAAGAACGAGAACAGAUUUUUGUAGUUCCCAAAGAAACACUGGGGGGGAAUCUGAUUUUCUAAUGACUGCCGUGGAUUGUCCUCUUUUCCCCUUCACUGUCCUUUUUCUUACACCAAAAAGCAAACAAAACCAAACCAUGGAAAUGCAGUUCCCUUUCUAAGAUGAGCCCUCCAGCCCUCUCCCCCCAACCCCAAAAGGCCUUUCCCCCCUUUGUCCCCAACGUCCCCAAAGAACCAUCCCUGGGAUGAGAGUUCUGCUUUCUCACCCCCAGAAGCAACUUUUUCUCAGCUAGGGGUGCAAACACCCCCUCCCAUUUUACAUAUGCCCUUAUGAUAUGUGGCCACCCUCUCUGUGGCCGUGAGAAAUAGGGACACUCUCCCUUUGGGGGUCAGCUCUGUACUGGUUUCUCUUGCCUGCCUGCCUUCCUGCUUUUUUGCUCCUCAUUCAACUGACCAGGGAUGCAGGGGUCCUUUCCUCCUGUACUCUUUACUUUCUUUCCCUUCUCCUGGAUGCUCUCCAUUGUGUGAAAGCACAAAAACGAGAACCCCAGCAGCUUGACGCUUGCCUUUGGUUUUGAAAAAGCAUCGCAUGUCACCCUAGAGUAGGCACAUUGACUCUUGUGGUGAUUGGACAAGUCCACUCCUUCAUAAGUUGCCAUGAUUCCAAUAAGCCUCCUGUUGUUGUGAUUUCCUCCGUUAAGCUACAGCAUUUCAGCCAUUGCACCAUAAUGGCUGCUGGAUGGGCUUCUGUGUAGCUAGGAAAUCCUGUUUUCUAGAUGAAAUCUUGUUGAUUCUAAUAGGCCCCUGUAAGAAGGUUCGGGAUUUGACUUUGGCUGUUCCUCUUUUUGUAACACAAAAGAUGAGUCUGGAUUAUGGAUAAACAAACUUUUAUUAACAUAGCCAACUGUUUGUUUAACUCAUUUGAACAACAUACCGAUAACUGGGGAGGUGAAUUCUCCCAUAAUCACAACAACGAUUUCUCACUAUUAACGUCUCUUAAUAAUAUGUUCUUGCCUCCUUCUCUUGAUUGGUUGGAUCUCUCAGACAACGGUUUCGCACAGCACAUGGGGUCCCGCAGCACGGGUGGCGAGCCCAAUCUCCUCCUAACGUUUUUUUCCUUCAUCAAUCUCGGGUCUAC